CGCCCGUGAUAUUGCUUCCUUGCAGGAUUUCUCUGCACAAGGAUCGUAUUUUAAAAAUGUAAGGGAUCCCGCUCGGGAGGAUGUCCCAUUCUCCCACAAUCAGCGCGUCCACCAUGUCGUACUUCGACGAGUCCAAAGGCCUCAAGGUCACCCCGGUCCAGGACCCCAGCGAGGACAUCGGAAUCGCCAAUUCUUCAGAGCUCAAAUCAAGCGAUGAAAGUCAUGAAGUCUUCAAGCGAGGAGAUGGCCAAGUCGACUUCCGCACCGUCAGUUGGAUCCGUGCCUCCGCAAUCUUCCUGAAGAUGCUAUUCGCAACAGGAAUCCUCUCCAUCCCAUCAGUCAUGUACGAUCUGGGUGCCUUCCCUGGCGCUGUCAACCUGGUCGGAUGGUGCGUUAUCAACGCCUACGGGGCUAUUAUCCUAGGGAACUUCCGCACCCUCUACCCACAAUGUCACUCCGUGGCCGACAUGGCUCAGCUCACCGGAGGGCCCAUCCUCCGCGAGCUGGUCGGCUUCAUGUUCAUCGUGACAUACGUGAUCACCGCCGCAUCAGGGAUCAUCGGCGUCUCCGCCGCAUUCAACGCCCUCUCCCUCCAUUCCCUAUGCACAGUCUGGUUUGCCUUCAUCUCGACCAUCAUCAUCGCCGGCUUUGCCAGCGUGCGCAAAUUCUCCCACAUUGGCUGGCUCACCUGGGUCGGCUUUGCCAGCAUCCUCGCCGCCGUCCUCAUCGUCGUAAUCGGCGUAACCACCCGCACCCGCCCCGCCAUCGCCCCCCAAACGGGCCCCUACGACCUCGGCUACCGCGUAAUCGGCCACCCAACCUUCGCAGCAGGCAUAACGGCCUCAGCAACAAUCUUCGUCUCCAGCGCCGCCACCUCCGCCUUCCUGCCCGUAAUCUCCGAAAUGCGCAAACCCAAAGACUACCCCAAAGCCGUCUACCUGUGCAUGACCUUCGUAACGGCCUCCUACCUCGCCUUCGCCCUCGUCAUCUACCGCUGGUGCGGACAAUGGAUCGCCUCCCCGGCCCUCGGCAGCGCCGGCCCAACCCUCAAACGGGUUGCCUACGGCAUCGCCCUGCCCGGCCUGAUCGUCAGCGGAUCCCUAUACGUCCACGUCGCAGCGAAAUACCUCUUCGUGCGAAUCCUCCGUCACUCGCGCCAUCUACAAGCCAAUACGAUCAUCCACUGGGGUACCUGGCUGAGCUGUACGAUCGGGUUGGCUGCGAUAGCAUUCAUCCUGGCCUGUGCGAUCCCCAUAUUCACGUAUGUGUUAGCGCUGGUGGGGAGUUUGGGGUUCGCGCCGUUGGCGUUGUGUUUGCCCGGUUGGUUGUGGGUAUAUAGUCAUGGAGAUUAUUGGGGAGGAGGGGUGGUGAAGCGGGGGGUGUAUUUGUUGCAUGUGGGGUUGAUAGUGUUGGGAAUGUUUUUGACGGUGGGCGGGACGUAUGGUGUGAUUGUUCAGAUUUUGGAUGCGUAUCGGAGUGGUGAGAUUGAUGGGGUGUUUUCGUGUGCGGAUAAUAGUGGUUCGACUUGACUUGAUGGUGGCUUGUUGGUUUUUUGUUUGAUUAUCUGUUGGAGUACGUAAAAUGGCUGGAUGUAUAGAUUACUUUCAUUGAUAUGGAUAUGAAUGGGAUAGAACG
Aspergillus ibericus CBS 121593 is the source of this 1635-nucleotide messenger RNA. Its product is annotated as putative neutral amino acid permease. The transcript is spliced from 3 exons. The record is from RefSeq and is a predicted model, not a curated record. Gene Ontology annotation, biological process: amino acid transmembrane transport. Gene Ontology annotation, molecular function: amino acid transmembrane transporter activity. NCBI's taxonomy places the organism in Eukaryota, Fungi, Ascomycota, Eurotiomycetes, Eurotiales, Aspergillaceae. Gene Ontology annotation, cellular component: vacuolar membrane. Bases 114 to 1529 code for a protein of 471 amino acids.